AUGUACAACGACGAGGGUUUGACGAUUGUUUCGAUCGAUGUUAAAGAUGUCAGAUUUCCAACAUCGAAAGAAUUUCACGGAUCUGACGCCAUGCACACAGAUCCAGAUUAUUCGUGCGCAUACGUUAUUAUCGAGACAAAAAACGGAAGGAAAGGUUACGGGCUAACAUUUACAUUAGGAAAAGGUACUGAAAUUGUGGUUCACGCCGUACGUUCUCUAUCGCAUUUAAUAUUAAAUAAAAACGCUCAUGAAAUUUUUAAUAAUUUUUCAAAUACCUGGAGAUCCAUAACAUCCGAAUCACAAUUAAGAUGGUUGGGUCCCGAAAAAGGUGUCAUACAUUUGGCAACAUCGGCUAUAAUAAAUGCAUUAUGGGAUUUGUGGUCGAGACUUGAAAGAAAACCCCUUUGGAAAUUAUUGUGCGAUUUAAAACCGGAAAUAUUAGUAUCUACAAUCGAUUUCCGUUACAUAACGGACGUUAUAACUCCAGAAGAAUGUAUAAAUUAUUUAAGAGACUCGUCGAUAGACGUUAGGGAAACGAGAGAAAAAAAGAUAAAAGAGGAUGGAUAUCCAGCUUACACGACUCAAAUCGGAUGGAUAGGAUAUCCUUUAUCCAAGAUUGAAACUCUUUGUAAAGAUUAUCUGGAUAAAGGAUUUACUGCUUUUAAAAUAAAAGUUGGACAAAGUUUAGAAGAUGAUAAAAAAAGAUGUCAACUCGUUCGUAAAAUAAUCGGAUCAAAUAAUUUAAUGUUACUUGAUGCUAAUCAAAAAUGGGAAAUUAACGAAGCUAUUGAAUGGAUGAAACAACUAUUAACGUAUCGGCCAUAUUGGAUCGAAGAACCUACGUCACCGGACGACAUUUUAGGAAAUUCCGUUAUAUCAAAAAAUUUAAAUUGUCACGGCGUAAAAGUUGCUUCAGGAGAAAUGUGUUCAAAUCGUGUAAUGUUUAAACAAUUUUUUCAAUCGAACGCAUUUCAAAUUUGUCAAAUUGAUUCCGCGCGUCUCGGAGGUGUCAACGAAUUACUUUCUGUUUAUUUCAUGGCUAAAAAAUUCAGAGUUCCCGUUUGUCCGCAUGCGGGAGGAGUAGGACUUUGCGAAAUGGUUCAACAUUUACAAAUAUUCGAUUAUAUUUGUUUGUCGGGUACGACGAAUGAUAGAAUGAUUGAAUAUGUCGAUCAACAACACGAACAAUUUGAAAAUCCUGUCGUUGUUGUAAAUGGAAAAUAUAAAAUACCCAACACACCUGGCUACAGCACAAAAUUACACGAUCACGUUUUUUCCCUAUACGAAUAUCCAAAUGGUGAAAAAUGGAAAAUUACUAAAACCGAUGAACAUGAAUAA
This is a messenger RNA of Pediculus humanus corporis (human body louse), 1338 nucleotides long. RefSeq names its product mandelate racemase, putative. The record is from RefSeq and is a predicted model, not a curated record. Gene Ontology annotation, molecular function: hydro-lyase activity; magnesium ion binding. Lineage: Eukaryota; Metazoa; Arthropoda; Insecta; Psocodea; Pediculidae. Gene Ontology annotation, biological process: carbohydrate catabolic process. Bases 1 to 1338 code for a protein of 445 amino acids. The transcript has 8 exons.